GCGGUUGGUAGAAAUGACGUGCACACUGGUUGGGGAAGUGUUCGUGUUUGUGCAGGGAUGUCUUGUUCAAAGAAGCUCAGCUGUUUCGCACAGUAAGCGUAUCAUGGCUGCAACUUCGGCAAUGAUGGGAGUAUUACCGUUCCUGUUAGACCUACUGUCCAUGGUCCCCGCUGGAGCUCAGGUAAUUUGUCUGAGUGACAUGUAUGGCACGAUCAACUCCCCGAACUUUCCAGAACCCUACCCUAAAGAGUCCGAGGUCCGCUGGAACAUAAGCGUUCCCGACGGGUUCCAAAUCAGACUUUACUUCCUGCACUUCGACCUAGAACCCUCCUACCUCUGUGAGUACGACUAUGUCAAGGUCAGGGUGCUGGUGUCCUGCCGAUGGUGUUAUUUGCACACCCCAGCAGUUCUACAAUCUAAGGUGGAGGCUAAUGGAGAGGAGCUGGCAGUGUUCUGUGGGCGCGAGGACAGUGACACAGAGCAGGUCCCAGGAGAGCAGGUCAUCAGCUCCCCUAGGAGCUCCUUCAGUGUCUCCUUCCGGUCCGACUUCUCCAAUGAGGAACGCUUCUUGGGCUUCGAGUCCCACUACAGCGCUGUCGAUGUGGAUGAGUGUAGGGACAGGAACGAUGAGGAUCUGGCCUGUGACCAUUUCUGCCACAACUACAUCGGUGGCUACUACUGCUCCUGUCGCUAUGGCUACCUGCUGCAUUCUGACAACAGGACAUGUCGAGUGGAGUGCAGUGAUAAUGUGUAUAUGGAGCGGUCAGGGGUGCUUUCCAGUUCCGACUUCCCCAACCCCUACCCCAAAAGCUCUGACUGUCUGUACCACAUUGAGCUGGAAGAUGGAUUCCUGCUCAGCCUGGAGUUUGAUGACACCUUCGACAUUGAGGACCACCCUGACGUCACCUGUCCCUACGACUAUGUCAAGAUCCAGGCUGGAGAGAAGGAGUAUGGUCCGUUCUGUGGUGACCGGCCACCAGGCAAGAUCCAGACAGAGAGCAACAAGGUCCAGGUGUUCUUCCACAGUGAUAACUCUGGAGAGAACAUCGGCUGGAGGCUCUCCUACACCUCUUCAGGAAGGAGUCAUUGUCCCGUCCCUGUGAAGCCCCUCUAUGGCCAGCUGGAUCCGGUCCAGAUCCAGUACUCCUUCAAAGACCACAUCCUGGUUUCCUGUGACCCAGGAUACAGACUGAUAAGGGAUGGAGAGGAACUGGAGCACUUUCAGAUCGAGUGUCAGAAAGAUGGCUCAUGGAACAGUUUUGUCCCACUUUGUGAAAUGGUGGAUUGUGGGACUCCUGUUGAGGUUGCCAUGGGUGACGUCAUCUUCGAGAGCUCUGGCAACAGCACCCUGUUCGGUUCUAUAAUCCAGUACAUCUGCAGGGAGUCCAUGUACCAGAUUCACCCCAAGAUCAACAGUAUGUACACCUGUGGAGAGAAGGGAGAGUGGACCAACUCAGAACAUGGGACUAAAACUCCUACCUGUUUGCCAGCAUGUGGGGAGCCGUCCCAGCCCUUCCCAGCACAGAUUAAGCGUAUCGUCGGGGGGCGUAGCACUGUGCCAGGUCUCUUCCCCUGGCAGGUCCUCCUCACCGUGGAAGACAUGUCCCGUGUCCCGGAGGACCGCUGGUUCGGGAGCGGUGCCCUGCUCUCUGAGUCUUGGGUCCUCACCGCCGCUCACGUCCUGCGCUCCCAACGCCGCGGCGCCACCGUAGUGCCUGUGGCGCCCGGACACGUCCGAGUCUACCUAGGCCUGCACGACGUCCGUGCCAAGCAAAACGCCACCAACCGCUCUGUGGAACAAGUCAUCCUCCACCCUCACUUCGACCCUCGCAACUACAACAACGACAUCGCCUUGGUCAAGCUGAGUCAGGCGGUGCCAGUGGGGGAGCUGGUGCGGCCCGUCUGCCUGCCCCCUCCCCAGGGCAAAGACAGGCCCCAGAGCCCCCAGCUCAACACCCUGGGCCUGGUGGCCGGCUGGGGCAUCUCCAACCCCAAUGCCUCUGUGGCCGCUGACAUCACCGCGCUCUCCUCUGACCUGGGCAUGGUGUCGGACGUGCUGCAGUAUGUCAAGCUGCCUGUGGUGGCACAGGAGGAGUGUAAGGCCAGCUAUGCAUCACGCUCCAUCAACUACAACAUCACUGACAACAUGUUCUGUGCCGGCUUCUACGAGGGUGGGCGUGACACGUGCCUGGGGGACAGCGGGGGGGCGUUCGUGAUGGAGGAGCCCGGAAGCGGGCGCUGGGUGGCCCAAGGCCUGGUGUCAUGGGGGGGCCCGGAGGAGUGUGGGAGCCAGAGGGUUUAUGGAGUUUACACCCGGGUGGCCAACUACGCCGAUUGGUUGCAGAGCCAACUGGGGACGGGGCCGUGGUGGUGAGAGGGAAUAAGGGGGCUCAGUUACAUCACGAUGACAAGCAAUUUCCAUGUCCAUGUCGUCCCCUACAUAACUCCUCUCUUCAAGGUUGGGGAUCAAGUCCAUUUAAAUUCAGCUUUAUUUAGGAGAUGAGUUGGAUGAUGAAAUAAUAUAAUUCUUUAAAACCUUUUAAUUGACACCACCCAACGUUAUAUUUUUAUUUUCUAUUAUGAAUUCAAAGGAUUAUCUCCAACUCAGUCCACACAUGAUACCUGAAAAGCUGAUCAUGAAUUAUUGUACUCCAACAAUACACUCCAACCUCAUCUUAUCACACUCAUAACCCCUUAUAUUUUAUAUGAUCGUGUCAAUUACGUCCCGAUGACAAGCAAUUCCAUGUCAAACUCGACUUGAAAUCCUUGUGCAUUCUUAUAUGAUAAACUCCAAUGUAUCAUUCAUGUGCUCUCAGAUACAAACUGUACUCCUAAACCCAUAUAAUGCUGUAGCCAUUUAUAUCUGGCAAGUUACCCCUAACAUAUAAGAGUAGGGACAUACUGCACAUGUCAUUUAAUUAUGUUUUAUAAUUUGCACAUGGCAUUGACCAGUAUUAUUUUGUAUUUCCUUGACAUUAUCAUGGAUGGUAAAAUUGAUAACGAAAUAACCACAUAUUUUGAGAAGGCAUUGAAAUGCUGUUGUGUUACUGAGGUUCUGUUCUUCUUGAUCCCUCUCAGACCAUAGCUACCAGCAUUGGUGUCAGAUUAAAUGUUUCUGCAGUGGAAUUGACAAUUUAACCAUGUCCAUGUGCUUUCGACAUUGUGGAUUAAAAUCUAGUCAAUUGUGAAUUAAAAUAUAAUCAAUUCAACUUUA
Messenger RNA from Oncorhynchus kisutch (coho salmon), 3214 nucleotides. It is a transcript of the gene masp1, whose product is annotated as MBL associated serine protease 1. Gene Ontology annotation, molecular function: calcium ion binding; serine-type endopeptidase activity. NCBI's taxonomy places the organism in Eukaryota, Metazoa, Chordata, Actinopteri, Salmoniformes, Salmonidae. The record is from RefSeq and is a predicted model, not a curated record. Gene Ontology annotation, biological process: proteolysis; complement activation. Gene Ontology annotation, cellular component: extracellular region. The transcript has 12 exons. The coding region runs from base 14 to 2374 and encodes 786 amino acids.